UCUUUUGCUUCUCAUUAAUCUUACAAUAUAAAUCAAUCAAAUAUAUCCUCUUUUUUUCUUGUCUCUUUGAAGUUCAUAACUAGUGAAAAAGUUUAAGUGUUUCUGAGAGAGAUCAAAAAUUCAAAAUGGUUUGCUGCAUGGUAUCUCGUUCUGGAAGGGAAAUGCAGAGAUACAAUGAAAAUGGUGGUCGCCAAGUUGUAGGGUGCAUCCCAUACCGAUAUAAACAAGACAUUGAUGGAAGUAUAAGCAAUGAAUUGGAAGUACUUCUUGUUAGUUCACAAAAGGGUCAUACAUUCAUGUUUCCAAAGGGUGGAUGGGAAGUUGAUGAAACUUUAGAAGAAGCAGCUUGCAGGGAAUCCCUUGAAGAAGCAGGAGUUAGAGGAAUUGUUGAGCAAGAAUUGGGUGAAUGGAGUUUCAUUAGUAAAAGAUAUGGUAUAUACUAUGAAGGUCACAUGUUUCCCUUACUUGUCAAGGAACAACUUGAGUUUUGGGCUGAGAAAAAUAUACGCACAAGAAUAUGGAUGAAUGUUGUUGAAGCAAGAGAUGUUUGUCAGCACUGGUGGAUGAAGGAAGCAUUAGAUAUACUUGUUCAUAGACUAACUCUACAGUAA
This is a messenger RNA of Vicia villosa (hairy vetch), 611 nucleotides long. RefSeq names its product nudix hydrolase 18, mitochondrial-like. Gene Ontology annotation, cellular component: nucleus; cytoplasm. Bases 126 to 611 code for a protein of 161 amino acids. Lineage: Eukaryota; Viridiplantae; Streptophyta; Magnoliopsida; Fabales; Fabaceae. The record is from RefSeq and is a predicted model, not a curated record. The transcript is spliced from 6 exons. Gene Ontology annotation, molecular function: pyrophosphatase activity.